Molecule: messenger RNA, 4635 nt
Organism: Rubroshorea leprosula
Lineage: Eukaryota; Viridiplantae; Streptophyta; Magnoliopsida; Malvales; Dipterocarpaceae
Source: the annotation of a GenBank genome assembly
GCUGCUAUGGCUUGAGGGUGGCAUGGUGGCAGAGGUGAGAUCAAUGGCUUUGGUAUCAGAGAUUCAGGAGCAUUUGGAUGUCGAUGGAGGCUCAAUCUCAUUAGUACCAAUGGGGGGAAGAAGGAUGUUAUUAACUGAAAGAGUCAAAGGGUACUUAGCUGAGUAUAUGAAGCUAAAUGAGGAGUUGCUUGGUUUGUGGUUUGUGUCUUUAAAACCAUGGGAGAAGGCAACAGAGGAGAAAAGUAGAAUGGUGUGGUUGCGCAUAACGGGAGUGCCUCUAAAGGCAUGGAGUGAGAGGUGCUUCCAGACGAUAGGUGAGACAAUAGGAGAAGUGUUAAUGAUUCAUGAUGAUACAAAGAAGAAAUCAAUAUUAUGGGAUGGGAGAGUAUUGGUUUUAUGCUCAAAUUCUAACAAGAUAUCAAAACGAACUCAACUGAGGGUGGGUGAGCAGGGGUAUGAGAUAGAGAUUGUCGAGGAGGAGUGGCGCUCCGAUCCGGAUUGGUGGCUGUCGGAGAAUGACCGGAAAAGUGACCUAGAAUCGGAGUUUGAUUACUCAGUAGCGUGGAGUCAGAACGAGGAUCCUGAGUUGGAUACGGACGGGAUUUGCGGCGGCAAGGAUAUGAGUACUGAUUCAGAGCAUUUAAUGAAGGAUGCGGAUUUAAAUUCAAAUUCGAAGCCGUUAGCGAAAGAUGAAGGCUGUGAACAAAUUGAAACAGGGAUGGUUUUGGAGGGGAAUGAAGGAUACGGGCUAUCUCAGAGUACUGGGCCUCAAAGGCUGAGUGCAGAAAUCGGGAAAAAAAAAACAGAGGGUAAAAAGCAGAGAUAUCUUCAAGAAUGCUACCCAGAAAACUUAGAGGAGAUCUGGGCAAAAGGGGCACAACGGGUGACACCCAGAACAAAGCAGAGACAGUCAAGGAGAGUGGGCGCUAGACAAACUGAGGAUGACAAGGUAUGCAUCGCUGGCUCUAUGUCUAUUUCGGAUGGGUGUAUCGAGAAUAGAAAUAGGGUGUUGCAGAGAGAGAUGAAUUUAUAUGAGGUGAGUCGGAUGAUGAGGGUGGGGAAGAGGUUGGGCUUUCAAUUUGAUAAUAAUGAGGAGGAGAUACAAUCUAACUUAUUAGAGGCAGAGGAUCGGGAAACAGCAGGUCGAAGAGACGUGUCAGGGAAGGGUUUGGGUGGGACAUUGAAAAGGAAGGAGGUGAAAAAGUUGGUUAAAGAAGAGAGGCCCGAUUUUUUGUUUUUGCAGGAAACAAAGUUAGAAAGGAUGGAUGUAGGUACAUGUAGCCAGUUGUGGAAUUCUGAUGAAUUUGACUGGGUUGCGAAGGACUCAUCUGGAGCUUCAGGGGGUUGGCUUUGUAUAUGGGAUAGGAGACACUUUGUUAAGAGGGAAGAGCUAAUUGGUGACGGUUUUGUGGGAUUAUCAGGGGAAUGGGGAGCAAGUAAACAACAGUGUUUUCUUAUAAAUGUGUAUGGCCCUAAUGAUAGACAAAAGAGGGCCAAGUUGUGGGAGGAACUAAGGAGGAUGAAAACAGACAAGGAAGGACAUUGGUUGAUAGCAGGGGACUUUAAUGCUGUUAGAGGCCCUGAGGAGAGACGAGGAAAAAUAAGGGAGAGUCCGGGUAUGAAUGACUUUGAUGAGUUCAUUGUGGCAACAGAUUUGGUAGAUGUUAAAUUGACAAAUAGAAGGUAUACUUGGUAUAAGCCAGAUGGGACAGCAAGAAGAAGAUUGGACAGGUUCCUAUUAAGUACUGAGAUGAGCAACAUGGAAGGAGAGUGGAUACAACAAGCACUGCCAAGGAAUAUCUCUGAUCAUUGUGCUGUCAACAUUGUUGAAGAAAAAUGGAGCGAGAUGGAGGUAGAGGGGUUUGCAGGGUAUAAAUGCCAACAAAAGUUAAAGCUGUUAAAGGAGUUCUUAAAGGGCUGGAACAAGGAAGUAUUUGGGAACAUGGAUGCUCUAUAUGGACAGGCUGUGAGAAAGGUAGAGCAGGUUGACAUGCAGAACGAGAAGUCAAGGAAUAAAUGGGUGUGUGAGGGUGAUGCGAAUACCCGCUUCUUUCAUAGAGUUGCUAUCGGGAGAAGGGCGCACAAUAAUAUAGCAGGCCUUAUGUGUGAUGGGGUGUGGUGUGAAGAGCCAAACGCAGUUAAAAAUGAGAUUGCCAAAUAUUUUAGAAAGUUGUUUCAAGGAGAGUCAUGGAAUAGAACCAAGCCUGGUGGCCUUAAAUUUCAGCAGAUCUCAAAGGAGAAAAGAGAAUGGCUAGAAAGACCAUUUUCGGUUGAAGAAAUUGAGGAAGGCUUGCGGAGCUGUGAUGGAUCAAAGGCACCGGGGCCGGAUGGGUACAACUUCAACUUCCUCAAAUUUGCGUGGCACUGCAUAAAGGAGGACUUCAUCAAUUUUUUCUCUGAAUUCCAUCGGAAUGGUAAAUUGGUGAGGGGACUGAAUUCUUCUUUUAUAACUUUAAUUCCUAAGAAAGUGAAUGCUGUAGAAUUAAAGGACUAUAGACCCAUUAGCUUGAUUGGUUGUGUCUAUAAAUUAUUAGCGAAGGUGCUGGCUAAUAGAUUGAAAUCUAUGAUAUCAGAAAUUGUGAGUGACACCCAAUCUACUUUUGUGGGGGGCCGUCAGUUGGUGGAUGGUGUUUUGGUGUUGAAUGAAGUAGUGGAUGAGGUCAAGAAGAGGAAAAAGCCAGCUUUUGUGUUUAAGGCAGAUUUUGAAAAGGCAUAUGAUUGCGUAGAUUGGUCCUUUUUGGAUUGGAUGAUGGAGAGAUGUGGCUUUGGAACGAAAUGGAGAGGGUGGAUUACGGAAUGUCUUUCAAACGCGAGAAUUUCGGUUUUAGUAAAUGGGAGCCCGACAAUGGAAGUUGAGGUAGGUAAAGGAUUGCGUCAAGCUGAUCCUUUAUCUCCUUUUCUCUUUUUGUUGAUUGCAGAGGGGUUACAAGGUUUAAUUCAAAGAGCAGUAACGGAAGGAAUGUUACAUGGGAUUGAGAUUAGAAAGCAAGGGAUGUCUGUGUCGUUACUCCAGUUUGCGGAUGAUACAAUUAUUAUGGGUAGAGCGGAUGUUGAGAACAUACGUAUGGUGAAGGACGUCUUAAGAUGGUUUGAGCUUAUGUCUGGCUCGAGGAUAAAUUUUAGCAAGAGCAGUGUCUUCGGGUAUAAUGUGUCGGAGAAAUGGCUAAAGGAUCAGCGGGAAUGUUACGCUGCGGGAAUUCAAAGGAGUUUUUUAUGGGGAGGGUCAGGGUUAAAUAAGAAGAUUUCAUGGGUCAAAUGGGACUAUGUUUGUAGUGCUAAGGCGAAGGGGGGUCUAGGGGUGCCAGAUUUGCGGAGAAAAAAUUGGGCAAUGCUAGGGAAGUGGUGGUAUAGGAUGGGUGAUGGGGUUGACAGCUUGUGGAAAAGGGUGGUGAGGGAGAAAUACUAUGGAGGCAGGAGGGAGGUAGAUAUCACUGCGAUUGAGUGUGCGAGGACAUCAAAGCUUUGGAGGGAUAUUAUUAGGAUAGGGGGUCAGUCUUUGAAACAUAGGAUCAUGUUGGCUGAGGGUUUCAAGUGGGAGGUGGGAGAGGGUAAUAAAGUGGCCUUUUGGCAUGAGUGGUGGGUAGGAGAUAAAAGUCUUAGGGAUUUAUUUCCAAGGUUAUUUGAGUUAUCAGUGAAGAAAGAAGGAAAGGUUUCUGAAAUGGGAUUUUGGGAAGAGGGUGAAUGGGUUUGGCGGAUUGAGUGGAGGAGGGGAACAAUAGGGCGUGAGAAAAAUGAGGAGGAGUUGCUGGAGAAGAUGCUGGAGGGUGUUCAUCUAAAGGAGGGGGUGAGGGAUGUAUGGAAGUGGGUUCAUGAGAUGGAAGGCAAAUAUGUGGUAAAAAUAGCCUAUGAUUUUCUAGCAUCUACGGAGUGUGUUUUAGAGGACCGAAUGUGCAAAUUAAUAUGGUGCAGUUGGGUGCCAUCAAAAGUGGCUUUUUUUGGGUGGCGUUUAUGUUUAGAUAGGCUCCCAACAAAGGUAAACCUUAAAAAACGUGGGAUUCAGUUACAAGAAGGGGUUUUUUGUGAAUGUUGCGAUGGGACAGUGGAGGAAGUUAAUCAUUUAUUUUGUGUAUGCUAUAAGGCAUGGGUUGUUUGGGCACAAGUGUUGAGAUGGUGGGGGGUGGAGAGUGUCUUGCCUAAUACAGUGGUGGGAAUGACAGAUUUUUUCUUAUGUGGUUUAGGAAGUAUAGUUGGUAAAGAGAUGGGAGCCUGUAUUUUUCUAGUGGUCUCCUGGUAUUUAUGGUAUAGGCGCAAUGCUCAAGUAUUUCGAAAAGAUGAAGGAAUAGAAAACUUGCUGGAAAGGGUGCAAGUUAAAACCUUUUUAUGGAUUAAAUCUAAAGUGAAUGGCUGUGUUUUCUCCUUUCAUGAAUGGCAAUCUUGUCCGAAGGAGUGUGCUAUGUCUGUCAAAAAUCAUAAAAGGAUGAGGAAGCAAUUCUAUAAGGCAUUCGGGCCCCCUGGCUGAUGUUUUGGAAAUGCAGAUGGUUCUGCUUUUGAUCAGGUUUCCAAGUUGUGUCAAAUUCUGGUUGUAAGGAGCUUGGCUCCCAUCAGAUGCGGGUACCAUCAAGAUGUGGGUGCCAUAUGUUUGUAGAUGGGUUGAAGCACCCCUUGUGCUUCAUUAAAUAAAAAUUUUUAUUUGGC